AUGGAAUUUGGUGAAAAUUUUAGUUCUCAUUUUCAUUAUCCUAAAUCCUCAUUGACAGCUAUAGAGAGGUUUUUGAAGCAAGAAAAUAACCAUUCUAAUGGCUUCACUCUUUCUUUCUCUACUUCUAAUUCAUCCCUCGAUGAUCAUUCUAACAACAUGGAAUUAUCAGCUUUGAUGCAUCAUGAUAAAAGUAAGGUAUCAAGAAAGAAGGCAUUGAAAAAUAGCUCAUUUGUUCCUCUUAUCAAAGGCCAGUGGACCGAAGAAGAAGAUAGGGUACUUUUGAAAUUGGUGAGACAAUAUGGAGAUAGGAAAUGGGCACAAAUUGCAGAGAAGGUGGUCGGAAGGGCUGGGAAACAGUGUCGUGAGAGAUGGAAUAAUCAUUUGAGGCCUGAUAUUAAGAAAGACGGUUGGAGCAAAGAAGAAGAAGUAAUGUUGAUUGAGGCUCACAUGAAGAUUGGCAAUAGAUGGGCAGAGAUUGCCAAACAAAUUCCGGGAAGAACCGAGAAUUCGAUAAAGAAUCAUUGGAACGCGACAAAGAGAAGACAAAAUUCAAGAAGGAAUGUGAGAAAAUCAUCGCAAAAAGUUCAAAUCAAAGCCCAAAAGCCAACUAUUCUUCAAGAUUAUAUAAAAAGAAGCAAUCUUGAUAAUAGUGUGAUCGGUUCACAAAUUGGCAAUGUAAACUCUGUCGAUUCAUUGGGUAUGACCAAUAUAAUAUCGACCCAUUCGCCAGUUGACGAUGAAAACCUGUCAGGGCUAAUAAUGAAGGAAACAUACAAUGAUGAACUUAAUUUCAUGAUCAAGUUUUUCAGCGAUAAAAAUGGUCAUGAUAUGAACCGUACGACCCAAAAAGUUCAAGAACUAGAAAACACCACCAAUACUCAUAUGUCAUCGGAUCAAUAUAUUUCAUAUCUCUUGGAUGGGUCAUUGUCGACUAACAAUGAAAAUUGUUACUCCAAUAAUAACAUGACGACGAUGAAUAAUUUGGAUAAUUAUCUUACGAGUCAACAACAACAUUCUUCAAGUUGGGGAAAUAAUAGAGACAUGGAUUUGAUGGAGAUGAUCAAUAGUUCUAAUCAUUCUCAAUUUACUUUCGGUGGAAGCAAUACUUCAAAUAUUAACCAAUUCUUCUUGUCUGUGGGAAUACGUCUCCACGUUCGGAUGAGGGAGUUUCCGUCAGUGAUAAUAUUGUUCCAGACUGUAUUUGCAUUGUUGGCGAAAAACAAUGUUGGCGAAAAAACACUUGAACGUAUUGGAGCUAAAGUCGUUGCCCUUGGUCUUUAUGAUGACGAAGUCCUUGACGUUGGUCCAUUCGUUUGGGAAAUUAAGGAGGCUCAUUGA
Impatiens glandulifera is the source of this 1338-nucleotide messenger RNA. Its product is annotated as transcription factor MYB119-like. Gene Ontology annotation, cellular component: nucleus. NCBI's taxonomy places the organism in Eukaryota, Viridiplantae, Streptophyta, Magnoliopsida, Ericales, Balsaminaceae. Bases 1 to 1338 code for a protein of 445 amino acids. The record is from RefSeq and is a predicted model, not a curated record. Gene Ontology annotation, biological process: regulation of DNA-templated transcription. Gene Ontology annotation, molecular function: DNA-binding transcription factor activity, RNA polymerase II-specific; RNA polymerase II cis-regulatory region sequence-specific DNA binding. The transcript has 4 exons.